UUGAUACGCGAGCGAUUUGAGACAAACACACAAAUCCUCGACGUAAAAUUAAAAUAAAUCGCGUUCGAGACCAUAACUUACAAAAAAAAGAGAAAAGAAUGUCAAUAUAAAAAGAUUGAACGCGGUUACAGAUAAAGAAAGAAAGAGAAAGGAAUUAAUACACGCGUCUUUCGAUGCGAUGAAUUAAAUAUAAAUCCGACAAAAUGAGAUGGCUGUCGAAAAAAUCGCUUCAGUCGAAUAGAUCUGCCGCAAAGUGAAAUACACGCGAUUCGACAAAGUUCACGUUUCGAAUGGAUAAAGUGAUUCAGUUUUACACAAAAAUUGGAACCAAGCCGAUAAAUUUGAAUAUUUACAUCGGUUUGUUAUAGCACAUAGCACGUUUAUAUCGACAGCACUUGUGAUUAUUUUCGCGUAAUAUUUUCAAAUGUUCAGAGUAAAUCAAAAAAAAACUAUAAAUGUUUUAUAAUUAACGCAAAAGAAUUAAAUGUAACAGUGAUGGAGGGUUUUACAAAAUUCAUUGCCGAAGCGCUUGGAACAGCAUUCUUGAUGUUUGGCGGUUGCAUGGGUUGUAUUACAUGGGAUGAUAAACCACCAGCAUUUGCGGGUGCAAUCAGUUUUGGUCUCGUUGUUAUGAUUAUGAUUCAAUGCUUUGGACACUUAUCCGGUGCUCAUUUCAAUCCAGCUGUUACAGUUGCUGCUAUUGUCUUCCGUUCUAUUUCCAUUCCGAUGGGAAUCAUUUAUUUCUUCGCUCAAUUGAUUGGCGCAACAGUUGGAUACCGUUUUCUUGUAUCACUAAUACCUGCAAAGGCACUCGGUCUAAGUACUGGCACACAUGGAUUCUGUCAGACAGUUCCGCACGAAGAUCUUGGCGAAUUCGAAGCAUUCACCUGUGAAUAUAUCGCCACAAUGGUAUUGAUCAGUGUUUGUUGUGCGUGCUGGGACCCGCGAAACAGUUCAAAACAAGAUUCACUCGCAAUAAAAUUCGGCCUCUCAAUCACCAUUUUAUCAUACAUUUUCGGUCCGUUUACAAAUUGUUCAAUGAAUCCGGUCCGUAGCUUUGCCCCCGCCUUCUGGAACCACAAAUAUCCCAUGCAUUGGAUCUACUGGGUAUCACCAACGUUGUCAGCUUUCAUCACCUCAUUAGGUUAUAAAUUUUUAUUCAUGGAAAAGCCUGACAUUGAUUUGGAAGCUGUCCAACCGCUACGACCAUCAGACGAUAUUCCCAAAGUAUAGGACUGGAAAUGAAUUGAUCGAUUUUAAACUGCAAUGCUACAAAUUCUUUAAGCAAAUUACGAUUGGAUGAUAUUUUUCAAACUAUUUAUACUAUAUCUACUCCGAGCCGUCUGUGCAUAGCAAUUAAGCUAUCAACUUGAAAAAAAAAAAAAAAAAAAAACAAAUUAAUUUAAUUUUCAUUCAUUUAAGCGAAACAUAGAAUUAUAAUAGCGUAAAAUGUGAUUAUAGUAAUGAAUGAAGGUGUUGGUUUGUUUAAAAUGUUAGUGGUUUUUUUGCCUAUAAGUAAGUACAAAGGAGCAUAACGUUUUGUCGGGGAUUUUUGUGUACACCGCACAAAAUAUCAUUUUCAGUUUCAAUUUUAUUUUAUUUUUUGUAAAAUCGAAUUGUUAACAAAUGAAAACGAAUUUGUACAGAAACGUGUAAGAGCUGCCAAAUAAUUUAAAUAGAGAGAAUAAAACAUAUUUUAUUAAAAAACAAACCCACUGAAACAAUGAGAAAACCUGUUAAAUUGUCAUAUUUACAAUUUUUCUUUUGUGAAAACUUCGAUUGUGAUAAACGAGUCGAAACGAUUGAAUUGCUGUCAAAUUAUAUUUAUGAAAAUCAUCGCAUACGGGCCAUUUCCACAAAAUAACGUUGGGAACGAUGUGGAAGAUACAUGUUUAUGCAUAUCAUAAUGAUUUUCGAAUAAAGUACAAUUGCUCAAUUUA
Contarinia nasturtii (swede midge) is the source of this 1940-nucleotide messenger RNA. RefSeq names its product aquaporin-2-like. The transcript is spliced from 5 exons. Gene Ontology annotation, molecular function: water channel activity. Gene Ontology annotation, cellular component: plasma membrane. NCBI's taxonomy places the organism in Eukaryota, Metazoa, Arthropoda, Insecta, Diptera, Cecidomyiidae. Gene Ontology annotation, biological process: transmembrane transport. The record is from RefSeq and is a predicted model, not a curated record. The coding region runs from base 496 to 1233 and encodes 245 amino acids.